Molecule: messenger RNA, 4104 nt
Organism: Oncorhynchus keta (chum salmon)
Lineage: Eukaryota; Metazoa; Chordata; Actinopteri; Salmoniformes; Salmonidae
Product: retinoic acid receptor gamma-A-like
Exons: 8
Coding region: 591-2099 (502 amino acids)
Biological process (GO): regulation of transcription by RNA polymerase II; cellular response to corticotropin-releasing hormone stimulus; retinoic acid receptor signaling pathway
Cellular component (GO): nucleus; transcription regulator complex
Molecular function (GO): nuclear receptor activity; nuclear glucocorticoid receptor binding; zinc ion binding
Source: RefSeq, a predicted model, not a curated record
AUGUGUCUGGGAUGCAGCAGUGAAAGAAAGAGAGCUGAAAGAGUGAGAGAGACAGAGACACAGAGAGAGAGAGAGAGAGAGAGAGAGAGAGAGAGAGCUGUUAUUUAGGUCUGUUACAGCAGACAGGGAGCAGCUCGCCCUAGGGCAGGGGGAGACGAUAAAGCAACACUGAACUCAGAACAGCACAUUCAGCUACAGAUACAGCCAGGCAGGAACCAGCCCUGCAUUCCAGCUGAGGGGAAGGGAAAGAAGGUAUAGAAACUGAAGUGCCAGCAGGAAAGGAUAGAACAAACGGCAGAGAGAGAGAGAGAGAGAGAGAGAGAGAGAGAGAGAGAGAGAGAGGGAGAGAAGGAGAAGGAAGGAAGGAAGGAAGGAAGGAGAAGGUAGCAGCAACACAUCAACACAAGGGUUUGAACCGGGACCUUCACUGCUGCUACUGUUGUUGUUGUUGUUGUUGUACUACGGUAAGGUGACCUAACUACUCCAGGAACAAGGAAGGGGGGGUACAGCAGCAGGUUUAACCUGUGUGUUCUCAGGAGGUAGGGACUAGGGAGGGGGUACAGUAAAAGGAGGUUGAAAGCUCCACCACCAUGUUUGACUGUAUGGAAGCUCUGGGGAUGGGCCCACGCCAGCUAUAUGAUGUCACCAGCCGGGGUGCAUGCAUGCUGCGGAAGGCGAGCCCCUUCUUCGCAGGGCUGGACCCCUUCGCUUGGACCGGCAGUGCCAGCGUUCAAUCGGUGGAGACCCAGAGCACCAGCUCUGACGAGAUGGUCCCCAGCUCUCCCUCUCCACCUCCCCCACCACGCAUCUACAAACCCUGCUUCGUGUGCCAGGACAAGUCCUCUGGAUACCAUUACGGAGUCAGCUCAUGUGAGGGCUGCAAGGGUUUCUUCCGACGCAGUAUCCAGAAGAACAUGGUGUACACCUGCCACCGAGACAAGAACUGCCAGAUCAACAAGGUCACCAGGAACCGCUGCCAGUACUGCCGACUGCAGAAGUGCUUUGAGGUCGGCAUGUCCAAGGAAGCGGUGCGUAAUGACAGGAACAAGAAGAAGAAAGACGUGAAGGAGGAGUUGGUGUUGCCAGAGAGUUAUGAGUUGAGUGGAGAACUGGAGGAGCUGGUCAACAAAGUCAGCAAAGCCCACCAAGACACCUUCCCCUCACUGCUGCAGCUGGGCAAAUACCACACCAACUCCAGUGCAGAGCAACGCGUGCAGCUGGACCUGGGGCUGUGGGAUAAGUUCAGUGAGCUUUCCACCAAGUGCAUCAUCAAGAUCGUGGAGUUUGCCAAGCGCCUCCCCGGCUUCACCACCCUCACCAUCGCUGACCAGAUCACCCUCCUCAAAUCAGCCUGCCUGGAUAUCCUGAUGUUGAGGAUCUGCACCCGCUACACUCCAGAGCAGGACACCAUGACCUUCUCAGACGGGCUGACCCUGAACCGGACCCAGAUGCACAACGCAGGCUUCGGCCCGCUCACAGACCUGGUGUUUGCCUUUGCUGGCCAGCUGCUGCCUCUGGAGAUGGAUGACACAGAGACGGGCCUCCUCAGCGCCAUCUCCCUCAUCUCUGGAGACCGUAUGGACCUGGAAGAGCCCCAGAAGGUGGACAAGUUGCAGGAGCCCCUCCUGGAGGCCCUGAAGAUCUACGCACGGCGCAGACGCCCCAACAAACCCCACAUGUUCCCGCGCAUGCUGAUGAAGAUCACUGACCUCAGAGGCAUCAGCACUAAGGGGGCAGAGAGAGCCAUCACUCUGAAGAUGGAGAUCCCAGGCCCCAUGCCUCCUCUGAUCAGGGAGAUGUUAGAGAACCCAGAAGCAUUCGAGGACCAAACAGAGAGCAGUGGAGAGAGCUCCCCACCGCCUGCCCCUCCACCCAUUCCACCAGCCUCCUCCAAGCCCCCCACCACCAUGAAGACUGAGGCUGAGGACGAGGAGGACAGCUGGAGGACAGAGCCUUCCCCAGAGGAGGAAGAUGAGGAUGACUAUGAUGAUGGGGAGGAGGAGGAUCGGGACAGGGGCUCGGACAGCGAGGGGGAAUCCUGGGCUCUGGAGGGUAGCAGCGAAGGGGCUAGGAAGAACCAUGCCGGGAGGGCGCAGUGAGGAGGAGAGAUAUCACAGAUAUGCAGACUCUACACUCAAACACACACACUAACUGACGUAAUCAAACACACACACACAGAACAGGACAGAGCAGGACAGAGCAGAGCAGGACAGGACAGAACAGGACAGGACAGAACAGAACAGCGUAGGACAGGGCAGGACAGAACAGCGUAGGACAGAACAGGGCAGGACAGGACAGGACAGGACAGAACAGCGUAGGACAGGGCAGGAAGGAAAGGACAGGGAAGGAUAGGACAGAACAGCAUAGGACAGGGCGGGAAAGGACAGGACAGGGAAGGACAGGACAGAACAGAACAGCAUAGGACAGGGCGGGAAAGGACAGGACAGGGAAGGACAGGACAGAACAGAACAGAACAGCGUAGGAAAGGGCAGGAAAGGAAAGGACAGGGAAGGACAGGACAGCAGAGCCAUAUGGUUGCCUGUAUAGACACUAUAACUCAGGUUCCCUGACUCGCAGGUUCUUGACAAGUGCCAUGCAGUGAGACUAUAAUAAAACGAGAGACGGAGAAACCACAUGAUGCAACCGUCUGGACUUGUGACUCGUGAUAUAGAGAAGAGAGAAGAUGACAAGAAUACUAUCUUUGACGAAGCAAAUGUCAAUUUUUUUACUAUCUUCUUGUUUGUAUCUAUAUAGAGGAAUGUCCAAACCAGACAGCAUGAACUGAACAGUAAAUACGGAUGCCAAGCAAAGCACACUUCUCAAAAAGAAAUACAGAAUGAAACCAAACUGAAAAUGCUAAUUAAUUUGUUGGGCUUUUAAAAAUGUUUUAAUUUCUUCUUGUUUUAUUUUCUUUAUUUUUAUUUUUAUUUCAAUUUAUGAAUAAGUCCCUGCAUAUCUAUAUACCAUUAUAUUAUUAGUCUUUGUUUGUAAUCCUGGUUUUGAUUUCUUCAGAUUAGGUUUUGUGUUUGAGGAGUUUUCCAGCGGCGAUAUAGAGAGAUUUGGAAUCAGAAUCAGAACCGGCAUACCGCUAGCUGAAUCUCCUUUCCAACUGGUGUUUUUUGGGCACUUUUGCUCGCCAUAGAUGUCGAUGAUAAUCAAUUCAGUAAUGUUAACUUGUGUUAGAGUGACUCAAGUUGUGAUUUGUUGUUAUCAGGGGACUGGCAUUAAUCCAUGUGCUUUCUUUCAACACAACAAACUAUGCUGCCAAUUGGACAUGUGUCUUUGUGCCAAAGUUCGCAACUCAUUUUCAGAAACAGAGAGUCAGUGACCCUAGACACCAACCAGUGCUCACACACACAUCAAAUAUUCACGCCUAAAUUAGACACACAAACACACAAACACACACACAUACACACACUAAAUCUCGGCUCUAUAACAGAUGUGCCAUAUUGGUUUGGGUGCUUAGACAGAGAUUGACACUUGUCCAUAUAUGUAGCACUUUGAUAUCCUGUUUUUAAAUCAGGCAACGCUAGCAAAGUUACAAUACAAUCCAACUUUAUUAAAUCAGGCAAUGCUAGCAAAGUUACAAUACAAUACAACAAUAUUAAAUCAGGCAACGCUAGCAAAGUUACAAUACAAUACAACAAUAUUAAAUCAGGCAACGCUAGCAAAGUUACAAUACAAUACAACAAUAUUAAAUCAGGCAAUGCUAGCAAAGUUACAAUACAAUACAAUACAACAAUAUUAAAUCAGGCAAUGCUAGCAAAGUUACAAUACAAUACAAUACAACAAUAUUAAAUCAGGCAAUGCUAGCAAAGUUACAAUACAAUACAAUACAACAAUAUUAAAUCAGGCAAUGCUAGCAAAGUUACAAUACAAUACAAUACAACAAUAUUAAAUCAGGCAAUGCUAGCAAAGUUACAAUACAAUACAAUACAACAAUAUUAAAUCAGGCAAUGCUAGCAAAGUUACAAUACAAUACAAUACAACAAUAUUAAAUCAGGCAACGCUAGCAAAGUUACAAUACAACAAUAUUAAAUCAGGCAAUGCUAGCAAAGUUACAAUACAAUACAAUACAACAAUAUUAAAUCAGGCAAUGCUAGC